AUGGAACGCGACUGGGUCGAGUGUCUGGCAGAACUGCGCCAAUUCGCCUCUUCCCUUACACCUGCGGAAGCCCGUUACCUGAAGAUGAUUCUGCGAACAUCCGGCAAACCCGACAUCAUCUACGAACUACCCGUGGAAAUCGUCGCGCAUAUCACAACAUACCUGAAAGCCAAGGACCUUGCAUUUUGUCUGGCUGUGUCGACUGGUUGGCGCGAUAAACUGCUAUCCGAUGUCAUCAUCGAUCGUUUCACGCGCCGCUGGCCUUGCUUGAGGCAGAGCCACGCAACAAAGGCCGACUUUCUUGCCAUGCUUAGCAGUAUAUUAUGGGGAUCACAUGGGCACAAAACGGCUCACCGUCGUGCUGGAGCCACGCGGCUUUUCCCCUGGGAUAAUGACACCUUCUACGAGCCUGCUACUGAAGUACGCCACAUCGGUCAAAGUAAAAGUGACGGGAUGUGCAAUACCCCUGAGGGGAGGAGUCCAUCUACCUUCUACCAUGAGGGCAAGCUAGCGUGGCUCGCAAGUGAUGACACUCUUGUUGUGCUUGACGAUUUCAAGCUGAGGACGCGAAGGUUAUUCACUGUGCCAACAGGUCUUCUUUCUGGACCGCGUGUAUGGCCCAUGGGGCUUGGGUCGGAACUGCUCGUUGGCAGUGUAGGGAACCUUCUGGUUGCUUGGGACCAUGUGACCAACCAGUAUCAGGAGAAGAAACUUCCUGCACAAGCAAAGCGAUGCGCCAUCCAGGGACGCAACGUCGCUAUCGUCCUCUUCGGGGGAGGUGUUAUGCUCUGGACCUUUGGAGGAAAGCUCUUGGAGCUCACAACAUCGCCUGUGCUCUCCCAUCUAGCUCUGAUCUUCGACGAGGAGGCGACUAAAGCCUGGAAAACCAACCUUCAUGUCUUUAUCCAUCCUCGCGAUGAUAGCACGCUGUUUUUGGCGUCUGGCUACCCAAUCACUGGCGAUCAACAUCCUCAUCCUGCCGUCCGACGAACGCUUCACGAAUUCAAGAACGCGGACUAUAUCCAGACAACCUCGUUCGAAGGCCGCCGCUGGCCGCACGUGGCUGAAGCCCCACUCGAUAUCCGUCUCGUGACGAACGAAACUCAUAUGAUCGACUUCGGACUACUCGAGGACGACGAAGGACAUGGACGCCUGCGUGGCGUCAUCUUUGACCUCUAUCGCCGGAGAUUCUCCACCAUCUCCGAUGGCACCUCUGAGAAUGAAGAGGACUGGCGUCACAUAACCUGGAACUGCUCCUUUAAAGAGGGGGAGGAAUUGCGCUCUGACCUGGACUAUAGAGUGACAUUGCACGAUCACGGAUACCAGGUAAUAAGCUUGCAACCCGGGGUCACGCUCUAG
Anthostomella pinea is the source of this 1359-nucleotide messenger RNA. The record is from the annotation of a GenBank genome assembly. NCBI's taxonomy places the organism in Eukaryota, Fungi, Ascomycota, Sordariomycetes, Xylariales, Xylariaceae.